GCUGCUUAUAGUCCGUGGAGUCGCCAUUUCGAGGCUUUUCUAAUUUUCGUUGCGGAGCCUGGUUGUCGGUUUGCGAAUCCGGCGCCAUCUGAUUCGGACGUUGGCCGGAGGUUAUCGUCGCCACCAUGCCGCCCAAGUUCGACCCCAACGAGAUCAAAGUCGUGUUCCUGAGAUGCACUGGAGGUGAAGUGGGGGCCACUUCUGCUCUGGCUCCCAAAAUUGGACCCUUGGGCUUGUCUCCAAAGAAGGUGGGAGAUGACAUUGCCAAGGCCACCGGCGACUGGAAAGGACUGAGGAUCACUGUGAAGCUGACGAUUCAGAACAGGCAAGCCCAGAUUGAGGUGGUCCCAUCAGCCUCUGCCCUGAUUAUCAAAGCUCUGAAGGAGCCUCCGCGUGAUCGCAAGAAGCAGAAGAACAUUAAACACAAUGGCAGUGUCCCCUUCGAUGAGAUCGUCAACAUCGCCCGGCAGAUGAGACACCGUUCGUUGGCUCGGGAGCUCUCAGGAACUAUUAAGGAGAUUCUGGGAACCGCUCAGUCGGUUGGCUGCAGUGUUGACGGUAGACACCCCCACGACAUUAUUGAUGACAUCAAUAGUGGGGCAAUUGAGUGCCCAGCGAGCUAAGCGCCAAUGGAAUGGGCUGCAUGCAACUGUAUUUGUAUCGUUCGGUAACAAAAGUAGUUAGUUUGGCUGCUGCCAUGAAAUCUUACCUUCACUAACUUGCCACUUCGGCUUCUUAGGGCGUGAUCCCAUCACAGCCCCUUAAAAUGUGGAAAAAGUUUGUGUACUCAUUUCAAAAAUAAAAAUUGCACCUACUUUAACUCCA
Molecule: messenger RNA, 825 nt
Organism: Thamnophis elegans (Western terrestrial garter snake)
Lineage: Eukaryota; Metazoa; Chordata; Lepidosauria; Squamata; Natricidae
Gene: RPL12
Product: ribosomal protein L12
Exons: 7
Coding region: 126-623 (165 amino acids)
Biological process (GO): translation
Cellular component (GO): cytosolic large ribosomal subunit; ribosome
Molecular function (GO): structural constituent of ribosome; large ribosomal subunit rRNA binding
Source: RefSeq, a predicted model, not a curated record